AUGUUAAGGAAGGGUCGGAUACCAGUAACAGAGGUAAAUCCACAUCUGCUAUGUGUUUUAUGUGGUGGAUAUUUUGUGGAUGCCACAACUAUAAUAGAAUGUCUACAUUCCUACUGCCGGACCUGUAUUGUAAGAUAUCUUGAAACCAGUAAGAUGUGUCCCCUCUGCGAUGUCCUGGUCCACAAAACAAAACCAUUGGAAAAUCUCAGAGCUGAUAAAACCUUACAAGAUUUGGUAUAUAAACUUGUACCGGGGUUAUUUGAAUCUGAGAUGGCCAACAGGAGAAAGUUUUAUGGCGAACAUCCUGAAGAAUGUGAAGACGCUACUUUAGAAGAUCGAGGUGAAGCGUGUAUGGAAAAAUCCGAGGAGGUUGAAGAAGAACAAAUCAGUUUGGUUCUGGAACUUAGUGCUAACGAUAAAAGAUAUUUAUUAUGUCCUAGUGGUGUAACUGUUGGUCACCUUAAAAAAUUUAUUACUGUCAAAUUUUCAGUGCCUUCAAAAUUCAAGAUUCAGUUUUAUCAUAGUCGUGUAGAAUUAUCAAAUAAUUUAUCACUACAUGAUAUCGCUAAUCUCUACACUUGGAGACGGGUGAGUUAUCAUAUCAGGGCUAAUAUACGGGGUGAGCCUGGGGUCCAAGCCUAA
Messenger RNA from Lottia gigantea (owl limpet), 642 nucleotides. RefSeq lists its product as hypothetical. Gene Ontology annotation, biological process: negative regulation of transcription by RNA polymerase II. Lineage: Eukaryota; Metazoa; Mollusca; Gastropoda; Lottiidae. The record is from RefSeq and is a predicted model, not a curated record. Gene Ontology annotation, cellular component: PRC1 complex. Bases 1 to 642 code for a protein of 213 amino acids. The transcript has 5 exons. Gene Ontology annotation, molecular function: promoter-specific chromatin binding.